AUGCCACGGUUAAGGUCAGGGAAAGUAGUGGCAGCCAGCAAGGGGGAGUGGGCCGACCAGACAGUCACCAGCCCAGGCUUUCUGGGCGUGGGGGUGGGGCGUGAGACGGGGAAGAAGUUGGUAGUCCAGCAAAGGCCUCGCCUGACACCGAAGGGAAAACCUAAGCAGCCCUUAUCUUCCUGUCUGCCACCUGCCAUGCUUUCCAGUACUUCCUGUGAGCAGUGUGCUCCUCUUGUGCCCAUGCAGAAGGACAAAGGCGAGAGUAGCCAGAGGCUCCCAGGUCAAAAAAAAAGGUUUGGGAGGGCUGCCAGAAGCAAGAGGGGUGCAGCACUUCCUAUUUCAGAUGCUGCUGUGUGUGAAGAUUGGCAGGCAGCAGCCGUGGCUGCAGCAGCAUGCUGGGAAGAGACUGGGACAGGACAAGAUCAACAGCUGUUUUUCUCAGGAACUACUUCGCAAAAUAAUUUCUCAGCAGAGAUGGAAUGCUUGGAAAGGCUGAACCUCUCAGGUUUUCAGGAGAGUUCAGAGAGCUCAGGGGAAAGCUCUGUGGAAGUAGAACUUUCUUCUGUGGAAUUAGAGCUACAAGUCGCAUCCUCAGAAGAGGAAAUUGAGAGCACAGAGAGACAUGACUUUUCCUGUUUGCUGGAACCAGACGUGAUGCAACCCAGAAAGGGCACGUGUAUUACUGAAAUGGAAAGUGUUCACUCCUUAAUGUUACUGGAGAUGCAAAUCCCAGAUUUUAAGAAGAAUUUGGGGAAUCCUCAAGAAUCCUUGUUGGACCCAAAACCUCAGGAAGAGGUAGAUACCCUAGAGAAACUGGAUAGGUACUCUCUAAUUGAAUUGAGAAAGUCAGGGACACAGGAGAAAGGAGAGAGAUUCUUGAGCAAGAAAGGUGGGACAUCUUUGAUGAAACCAAAACGACAAGGUCGCAGAGAGAGGAGUAGGUCUGCCUUGCUAGAACGGCAUACACAGCGUCCAGAGUCCAAGGAGGGAGCUGUGAGUCUGAGGAAGAGGAACAGAAAUGGACUGGUGUCACAACAGCUACAGGGUCUGAAUGGCCAAGAACAACCAACAGCUAGAGGACAGAUGAACAGGAGUUGCAUGGAAGAAGAGCAGCCGAGUGCAAACCCUCAGAAAGGAGCAGACCGCCUGGGGGAAAGCGCAAAGGAAAAGUGGAAAGCAAUUGAGCAAGACUAUGGUACACGGGCUGUGAAGAAGCUUAAGACAAAUCAAAACAGAUUGGAAGAUUCCAAGGAAAAGGAACCUCACCAUUCUAAAUCUCCUGUGGUUUCUGCAUUAGAUGGGACUAAAAUAAAGACCUUUCUGUGCCAUCCUGUAACAAAAAAGUCUGGUGUGUGUUAUAAAAAAAGGAAAUCCAGAAUUGACCCAGUCGAGUGCUUGCAAAGUUUUAAUGUGACUACAGCUGAAAAAGUGGUAAAUGUACCUGCACAAUGUGAUGCUGAACAUGGCAGAAACACCCUAGACCACUGUAACGGUUUGCUCUGUGCAGCAGAAAAGAAUCCAUUUGUGAGAUUAGACGCCUGUAGUUACAUCAAUACGUUUGUGAAGUCUUCAGCUAGUGGAACUGCCAGCAGUUAUAAAUUAAGUGAAUUCUUCCAUAUAGCCCAGGAUAAAAGAAAGCAUGUUUUUCCUGGUGAUACUGUAGAACAGAGUGAUAGAAAUUGCAGCACUGGCAGAAUGCAAAAUGAGAGAUCACCCAUAAAAGGUGGUUUACUGUUUAAUAAAGAAAAAAACAAACAUGAAGAAGGGUGUUUUUCAUGCUGUCAAAGUGAGAACACUAAGUGUUUAAGGGGAAAAAAAGGUAGAAAGCCUAGAAAAAAGAUGAAAAUCACUGAGAAAUCAGCAGUUCAGAAUAUUUUCACAGACAUGGCUAAUGAAUGCAGUGAGUGUGAGUUAGAAACAGAAGCAGCAGUUGCCAUGUCAAACUCCUUUACAGUCUUAGGACUAAAUCAUAAAGAAAUUACUCUGGCAGCUUCAUGUGAUCGUACAUCAAGUCUUCAUAUAGGAGAAAAUACUCCUGAAGCACAAAAUACAUCAGUCUGGAGAAAGAAUAGUACCAAAUUACUUGCGUUUGAACAGGGCUUUAAGAAGACAUCCGAGCUCCCUGUAAUAGCAAAAAGAGAAAAUUCAAACAGUGUGGCACAUCAUUCUGCUGCCUCAGGUAGCGUGGGAGUACUGGCUCAGAUCCAUGAUGUUUCUAAUUGUCACAAGAGCAAGACAGAUGGAAAAUUGGAGAAAGUGAAUAAGAAAUUGCAGCAGUUUACUUGUCAAAGAACAAUGCCUAUGACUGGCAAAAAUGUUUGGCCUUUUGAAUCUUGUGCCAGGACUUCUGAAUGGGUUCCUAAAAAUUGUGUGUCCAUCUCAGAAGGAAAAAGACUUCUAAGGGUUGCCUUUGAGGAAUCCUCCAAUAAAAGCAGUGCUAAUGCUGUAGGAAACAGUUCUGUAACUGGGAAUUGGCCGCAGUUGGAUUUGCAUGCAUCGUUAGCAGAAAUUAACAAAGAAUCUACACAGAAAAUAAUGGGUCCGAAUACUGAAUGUCUGACUUCACUUGAAACACCAGAAUCCUCUUCCAUAGAUAUUUGUGAGACUUGGAGUAAUGAGAACGUGGAAUCACUAGUUAAUAUGGAUAGGGAUGCAGUGGCAUUUAACCGUGAGAAUGCUCAAGAAGUUAAACCAACCUUGAAUUUUGCAACAACAAAAAAAAAUAAAGGAGCUGUAAGAAAAAGAAACCUGUCUGUGACAGUCCAGAGAGGUACCUCUACAGGUAAAAAAAACAGACUAAACUUAAGCCAUAAAACAUCAGUAGUGACCCAGACAUUUUCUGAUUUAAAGCUAAAGAAAGCCGUAAACGCUGGAAACCUGAUAAAAUACAAAAUUCCUUUAUGCAGAAACAAAUCUCAGCCCAGGAAGCUAGAAUCUGCCCACUCAUUUGAAAGAGAAACCUAUAGUCCACUAGAGCUUCUUGACAGCACUAGCAUUUCAAGGAGGCAGAAAGUGGGUGAAGGGACUUUAGUAAGUUCCAAGCAGCAGCCUCUUGCUGUCGUGAGUGAUGUUACAUCUACAGCUUCCAUGAAGAUAAAAGCGGAUGUUACCAAGAGUAAGGACUUCAGGCAUGAUGGCUCUGAAAACCUUUCAAAUGAGAUGUCUGUGGUACCUGAACAUUCUCCUUUAUAUCCACAUGCUUUUCUUGAUGGACAACUAGAGUCAUCUGUGCCUGAUAUCCAUGGUACUGAAUGUGUACUAAAAUCUUAUUCUCCUGAUCAUUCUUGGAAUGCAGUUGACUGCCCUGUUGCAUUAGAAGUAAGUGAUGCUAGCAAAUCAGGAGUGAGUUUUUCACAACACAAAAGUCAAAGUUUUCCAGAUAUUCUUGAAGCUUACAAAGAAGAUGCUCUUGUCAUUGAUGUGAUUCAGGAUGACCCUGACCUUUUUGGAACCAAUAAUGAAGAGAAGCUUACACCUGCAGAUUGUGAAAAUUGUCCUGUGAACACAUCCUAUACUAGCAUCUGCAUUAAAGACGAAAAGCAGGAUCUUACGCCUGAGUGUCCUGUUAUCUCAGAAAGUGGAGAUUCGGUAGAUGAUAAUUUUAGACACAUUACCAUACAGGAACCUGGAAUGUCAAAUGAUACUGAAAAUUCCUGUGAUUCCAUGCUAAAAGCUACAGAUAUUAAAACCCACAACUCCUCCAGUGGAAGCAGUCCUUUGGGAGAUGUUACUGGGGAUUUUCUUGAAGAUGGGCAACUGGGAGAACUAGAUGAACUUCUGAAGAGUUACGAUGUGGAUGAUAAGUUCACCUUUGCAGAUGGAGUGCCUGAUGUUGAACAAGAAAAAAAGGAUGAAGCUGAAAACAGCGACUGUAAAUACAGAGAUCUUGUGAAAUGUGAAUUGCUGUCAGGAUUGCCAUUGCAUCCCCCAAAAGUAGAUGUCCUCAGUGAAGCUACACAGAUGAAAACCCAGACAAAUGAUUACAGAUUUUCAGAAAAAAGUCCAGUACUGCCAUUGAAAAGUUACGGAGAUUUUGAGCCAUGGACAAUGGAAAAAAAUACAAUUGUUUCUCAUUCAGUCCAGCAGAUGCUCGAGAUGAUUGAAUUGCCCCGUAAAUACUGCAGAUUUUAUUUCAUGACUUUGCGUGGGUGUGAAAGAGCAAAAUGUUGGUUUUGGCACGUUCCUGAACAAGGAGAUGAAAAGAUUUGCAUGGCAAUACUUAGGACAUACAUUAAUAUCAAAGAAUCAGGCCUUCUAAAACGUGCAGUCCAAAUAUUUGUGAAAUACUACCGAGACGUUACUCCUGGUGUGGAUUUUGCUGCUCAAGUGCUGAAUGAUCUUCUCAUUUCUUUGCUCAAGAACUGUUUGUUGCAAGAAGUAUUUCAGAUAUUGAAUGUAACUGUACAAAUCAAAACACCGCCAGCUGUAGAUGUUCUUCUGAAAGUCUUUGAGCAUGUGACAACUUGGAAUCUGAGAGGUGCUGUCCCUAUGUUAAUCAGUACCUUUUGUAAGCUCAUUGAUGCUGGCAUGUUCCUUGAGUUUGAACAUUUUGACCAUGUUCUUAAGUUCCUUCACCAAUUGCAAGUUUCCAGUCAGGAAGUAAAUAUUGUUUUGAACAUAAAAUCCAGAUUUCAGGAAAGCCGCAUUGAAAAAACCUGGCUUUUUGACUUCAACUUGGCAGUGGCCGAAAUACAGCAUUGUAAGGAAAAAAGUGAUUGGACCAAGCUGGGAGCUUUGUAUGUUAGUGUGAGAACUGGAUGUGAACAUCUUGAUGAUGUUCAGAGGUUGUCUUUAUGUAUUGCUGAAACACUAGCCAGAGAUUCUGAGACAGAGAAACCAGGAGUUCCUUUUUGUGAUUUUGCUGAUGCAGUAAUACAAAAUUCACAGCAUAACGAAGGAGACCGAAUUUUCAUUGGAAGGACUGGGAUAAGUGUAAUGUGUUCUUAUCACAAAGUACUGCAGUGGAUAAAGGGAAGGAAGGUUUUGGAUAAAUUGCAUGAGCUACAGAUACAUUUCACAGUCUUGAAAGGACUUAUAGGUGCAGAGAGUUUAGCAUCAAGAUGUCAAAUUGUUAAUAAAGCUGCAGAAAUUUUUAUGAAAACUGGGAGUUUGGAUGGAGCAACAUGGGUAUUGAGAGAAUCAGAGUGGACCACAAAUUCAUCAUUGUGGCCCUGUGAUAAACUCGACAUCCUCAAUCGACAUAAUCUGUUAUGUACAUUAGUGCACAAAUACUUGAGGAAGAAUUUAUACAGGCAGGCAUUUGAAGUUCUGCAGAACUUACCGGGUUUUCAUAAUCAUUCUGAUACUGUAGGUGUUUCUCAGUACAGCUGCCUUUUUAACAAGCUGAUAAGUGCCUGUUUUGAGAGCAAGAACCUUGGGGUCUCAUCUUCUGCAGUAGACUUCAUGCUUUCAAAAAACAUAGCUAUUGAUUUUUUUUUACUUAGAGGAUUAAUCACGGCUUUGGGAAGAAGUUCUUUGUGGUCCAAAGCUAGGACAUAUUACAAAAGUGCUUUAUCAUUGGGUUGCUACCCACCACUGCAAGGAAAUUUAUAUCACAAACUUUUGAAGAUUCCAUCUUACCUAUCAGAGGUUGAGAUGCUGUUGGCAAUUGAAAUAUUUCUUGUUUCAAAUGCCAGUGAUAUUCAAAGUCCAAUGGCUACUAGUCAGACUCUUCAAAUAAUACUGAAAAGGUUUGCACUUCAGAAUAACAGUGACUAUCAAGCGGCAGUGGAGAGACUAAUCGUGGCUGCUCGUCUGUCUGAUCCAAAGCUUUUUCUUAAGCACAUGACAAUGAAUGUUAAUAUGGAAGAAGUUUACAGCUUGGAGCUUACAUCUGCUCUAAAAUGGCUUCAGGAGAAUAUGAAGUGGGCUGGGAAGGUCUGGCUGUUUCAACAGGCAUUAACUAGUAAAGAUUACUUUGGUUUUUAA
Molecule: messenger RNA, 5928 nt
Organism: Apus apus (common swift)
Lineage: Eukaryota; Metazoa; Chordata; Aves; Apodiformes; Apodidae
Gene: TOPAZ1
Product: testis and ovary specific TOPAZ 1
Exons: 20
Coding region: 1-5928 (1975 amino acids)
Biological process (GO): spermatocyte division; spermatid development
Molecular function (GO): protein binding
Source: RefSeq, a predicted model, not a curated record